UAGGUUGGCCUGCAAACCGCCAAUGAACACAAACAUACAAAGAAGCAGCAUCUGUUCAACAAUACGAAGAAGAAGAGUUGCUCGUUCAGAAGUGAUAGUACACUGACUUGGCUGCUCUGUGCCAUUUGGUACAUGUAGUCUUUGAAUAAUUCAGUGCUCUGUUGCUUGGUUAGCAUCCCUUAAUUUAAUUUAUUUUACAACAGCCAGAUGAACCAAGUAUUAACGUUAGAGAUCGACAGCAAUUGAUUGCUCUCGCAUACAGUAAUGGCGAGCGAUGAAAUAGACUACAAUAUCGUGUUUCCAGAUGCAGGGACAUCGGAGAGACACUGGCAAGGGACAAAGGAGCCAGUUGUGAUACUGUUGGGCUGGGCUGGUUGCAAAGACAAACAUCUCUCCAAAUACAGCUCCUUCUAUAAUGAACAGGGAUGUUUAACUAUCCGCUACACAGCUCCUUUGAAGACUGUCUUUAUCUCAGAGUCGUUUGGCUACAAGGAGCUCAGCAGUACAGCCCUGAAGUUGCUGGAGAUCCUUUAUGACUACGAGGUGGAGAACAGUCCUAUUUUCUUUCAUAUAUUCAGUAAUGGUGGCUUCAUGCUGUACCGUUACAUUGUAGAAUUGUUGCACAAUGACAAACAGUUCAGCUCCCUGUGUGUGAUUGGGGCUGUAGUGGACAGCGCCCCUGGUAGUGUGAACAUCCGUGGGGCCCUGCGUGCGCUGAGGGCCACCUUAGGGCCAAAAAUAAGUCCUUUUUUAAGAUAUGUCCUGUUAGCACUUUUUGCAGUGACUGUCUUCCUGUUGCGAGUCGUGCUGUAUCCUCUGACUAAGUACAUUCACAAGAACCACUAUGAUGCUGUGUGGGAGAGACCUCCUGUGUGGCCUCAGUUUUUUCUGUAUUCCAGUGAGGACCAGGUGGUCAGGCACAGGGACGUCGAGCUGUUUGUGGGGAACCUGAAGCAGAAAGGCGUGCCAGUGGAUCUUUUUGACUUUGUUUCCAGCCCUCAUGUCAGUCAUUUUCGGGAGUUUCCUGAGCAGUAUGUUCUAAAGUGCCGCAAUUUCCUGGUAGCUUGCAUGAAGGACUUGGAAGGGACUGAGAAAAAGAAGAGACACCUGAUUCAAAAUCAGUAAAACUCAGAAAAAAUGUUGCUAACCCUCCUGUUUAGCAGUCUUAUCCAGAUUUAAAACAGAGACUUUGUGCAGUACAAGAUUGAGAUCGUGAAGGUCCCAGUGCACAAAAU
This is a messenger RNA of Monopterus albus (swamp eel), 1235 nucleotides long. RefSeq names its product transmembrane protein 53 (gene tmem53). The transcript has 3 exons. The record is from RefSeq and is a predicted model, not a curated record. The coding region runs from base 265 to 1125 and encodes 286 amino acids. Lineage: Eukaryota; Metazoa; Chordata; Actinopteri; Synbranchiformes; Synbranchidae.